Molecule: messenger RNA, 951 nt
Organism: Arxiozyma heterogenica
Lineage: Eukaryota; Fungi; Ascomycota; Saccharomycetes; Saccharomycetales; Saccharomycetaceae
Gene: SEC62
Product: Sec63 complex subunit SEC62
Exons: 1
Coding region: 1-951 (316 amino acids)
Biological process (GO): post-translational protein targeting to membrane, translocation
Cellular component (GO): endoplasmic reticulum; endoplasmic reticulum membrane
Source: RefSeq, a predicted model, not a curated record
AUGAAUCAGUCACAACAGCAACCACCACCACCACCACAACAACAAUCUGUGUUCGAAGUUGCUAAAGUUUUACGUAAACACGAGGCUUUAAAACAAAGAAAAGGGUUGUUCCAAAAUAAUCCAACCGAUUUCUUUCGUUAUAAAAGAUUUCUAAGAGCUUUAAACUCUAAUGAAUAUAUAAAUAAAUGUUCUAAUCAACCAGAUAUCUAUCCAUCCGUUAUUAAUUCUGAGACCCAUGAAUUCGAUGAAGACAAAGCUAAACAAAUCUUUAUUAUGUUAAUCUCUAACCAAAUCAUCCUACCUGUUAAAAAAUUACAUUCAAAUGAACUUAAAGAACAUAAUUUAAAACCAAGCAAAGAUUACCCCAACUUGAUUUCUACAGAUAAAGCAAUCUUACAGCCAAACGAAUACUAUAUCUGGAAUUAUAACCCUAAAUCUAUAUGGGAUUAUGUCAUUGUCUUUGGUAUCAUCCUAACUAUCUUAGCAUUAGUCUGUUACCCAUUGUGGCCAUUGAAAAUGCGUAGAGCUACCUAUUACAUCUCUAUUGGUGCCCUAUGGGUCAUCGUGGCUUUCUUUAUUAUUGCCAUUAUUAGAUUGGUCUUGGCUGUUUUGUCAUACCCCUUCACUAGAGGCGAAAAAAGUGUUGGUUUGUUUUGGCUAUUCCCAAAUUUCUUUGAAGAUUGUGGGAUCGUGGAUUCUUUUAGACCUUUAUAUGGGUUUGGUGAUUUGGAGACUUACAGUUACCAGAAGAAAAUGAAAAGAUUAAAGAAAAGACAGCAGAAAAAAGAAGCUUUGAAUAAGAAUAAGAAUAAAAAUAAAAAUAAAGAUGAAGAUAAUAGCAAUAAUGAUAAAGAUAAAAUUUUGGAGACAAUUAAGGAAGUUAAACAAACCUCUUCUUCUGGUGUCUCGACAAAACCAAUUUUAGAAGAUGUUCCUGAAGAUCAGAUGUGA